This is a messenger RNA of Ostrinia furnacalis (Asian corn borer), 3152 nucleotides long. RefSeq names its product collagen (gene CPR146). NCBI's taxonomy places the organism in Eukaryota, Metazoa, Arthropoda, Insecta, Lepidoptera, Crambidae. The transcript has 13 exons. The coding region runs from base 140 to 2803 and encodes 887 amino acids. The record is from RefSeq and is a predicted model, not a curated record.
UGCACAUUUUAGUUUGAAAGCCGGCCGCGGAGAGCGGGUGAUGUUAGCGAAUUUGCGGCGUUAGUAGGGGAUCGGUGUAGUGGACGCGGGACUGGCGCCUGCCGCGAGAGGGACGCGCCCGGGAGGGCUCACUCCCGUCAUGGGAAAGGGAACACUUAUUUAUUUUUUGGCAUUGCUAGUAUUUAUACAAACUAGCGAAGUUAAGCCAGCAAACGAAACGAAGACUGAUGAAGCGGAGAUACGCGAGGCCCGCACAGGCCGCCAGUACGGGCCUUACGGGCCCUUCGCGUCCUCAGAGAAUGAGGUCGUGGUAGACAUACAGGACGCCGAGAAGAAUCAGUAUUAUGAAACCAACUAUGACACAAGUGCAUACGGUUUCGGCUACGACGUCGGUCCGAAUGGCCAGUUCCACCAUGAGAACCGUGGUCCGGAUGGUGUGACUUACGGUUGCUAUGGCUACGUCGACCCUGACGGCUACUUGCGAGCCACCCACUACGUGGCCGACAGCCACGGCUACCGGGUCGUAGAGCCAGAGAAGCCCAUCGAAGUAUGGCCCGAAGAGAAGCACGAGUAUGAUGAACAGGCUGCUAACGCGGUGACCGAGAAGGUUCCGGGCCAGAUCGUGCCAUGGGACAAGCUCUACUUCCCCAAGGGCUGUGGUCGCACGCCCGGCGGAGUGCCGCCCAAGCCGCUGCCGCCCAGGCCGCCGCGCCCGCCGCGCCCGCCCACCGACAGCACGGGGCAGACUAGCAACCCACAACCCGGCGUUACUCACCCAGGACAAGGAGGCUCAGGCGGUUCCUACGGCCCUGGAGGACCAUCAGGACCUGGUGGACAAGGCGGUUACUACCCAGGACCUCCCGGCACACCUGGUACACCUGGGACACCUGGGAGCCCAGGCAGCCCUGGUGGUCCUGGUGGACCCGGCGGCCCUGGUGGCCCUGGGGGCCCUAGCGGACCCGGCGGACAAGGACAAGGCCCUUACUAUCCUGGACAAGGCGGUUACUACCCUGGCACACCCGGAACCCCCGGAACCCCCGGUAGCCCUGGCACUCCCGGUUCUCCUGGCGGCCCAGGUGGACCCGGAGGCCCAGGUGGUCCCGGCUCAGGCGGUUACUACCCAGGUGGCCCAUCUGGACCUGGCGGACCCGGCGGACCUUCAGGACCUGGAGGCCCAAGUGGACCAGGAUACUACCCAGGAACACCCGGCACUCCCGGUACUCCCGGCUCACCCGGUUCACCAGGUGGACCCGGAGGCCCUGGCGGCCCAGGCGGCCCAGGAGGACCACCCGGUUCAGGCUACUACCCAGGUCAAGGCGGUUACUACCCUGGCACACCCGGAACUCCCGGAUCUCCCGGCACCCCUGGCAGUCCUGGCAGCCCCGGCGGCCCAGGCGGCCCAGGCGGCCCAGGUGGCCCAGGCGGACCUGGUGUAGGCGGUGGAAGCUACCCCGGACAACCAGGAAAACCAGGUGGACCAGGACAACCUGGCACUCCUGGUCGCCCCGGUACUCCAGGAUCACCCGGCACCCCAGGUUCACCCGGCACCCCAGGCUCACCUGGUACCCCAGGAGGCCCAGGCCAACCAGGAUACCCAGGCCAAACAGGACAACCAGGAGGCCCUGGAAAGCCUGGAUACCCAGGAACACCAGGACAACCAGGACAGCCAGGAAGUCCCGGGCAACCUGGACAGCCUGGUUACCCAGGACAACCGGGACAUUACCCAGGACAACCAGGACAGCCAGGAGGCCCUGGACAGCCUGGCACACCAGGACACCCAGGACAACCCGGACAACCUGGCUACCCAGGAACACCAGGACAGCCAGGACAACCUGGCUACCCAGGACAACCAGGACACCCAGGUCAACCCGGACAACCUGGCUACCCAGGUCAACCAGGACAGCCAGGAACACCAGGACAGCCAGGAGGCCCAGGACAACCAGGACAGCCAGGACAACCUGGCUACCCAGGUCAACCAGGACACCCAGGACAGCCAGGACAACCUGGACAACCUGGCUACCCAGGUCAACCAGGUCAGCCAGGAACACCAGGACAGCCAGGAGGCCCUGGGCAGCCCGGCACACCAGGACACCCAGGACAGCCAGGACAACCUGGACAACCUGGCUACCCAGGUCAACCAGGUCAGCCAGGAACACCAGGACAGCCAGGAGGCCCAGGACAACCAGGACAGCCAGGAUACCCAGGAGGUGACUCAGAGGGCUCCCCGACUGGCACAGGCGUGCAGCCUCCAUACUACCCACCGCCUGCGGGACAAAUGCCUCCCUUCCCUAUCUACGUCAUUCCAUACCCACUGCCAAUCGUGCCCAGUCCCUCAACUUGUCCGUGCUACCUUCUAAACCCCGGCAAGAACGACUCUUCUGCAACGGCACCAGGCCAUCCCCAAGCGCCCCAAGCUCCCCCCUCCCAGGGCCCACCCAACAGCAUGGCCCCGGCAUAUGCACCCUACGGCAUCAUAGGAUUCGUCCCAGUUGUUUUCGUCCCAUACUGUCCCGGCAACGCUACAGGAAUGAACUCGGCACAACAAAACUUCCCCAACGCUGUCCCAGUGCCGUACAACUGCGCUCAAUGUCAAGCGAGCAGCGACGUCUACAAAUACCUGGGCAGGUUGAACGGAGGACGCAGCGCUAACUUUGGCGACUUGAAGGAAAUCAAAUCCCUUACUGAAUUAGAAAAUCUCCUCAUGAACGAGAUUAAACCGAUGAAAAAGGGUUUACGUAGAAUAGCAGUGCGCUCCAGAGCACUUACCGGCGAAACGAACGAUAAGGCAAAAAAUAAGCAAUAGAUAUUUUGAUAGAAUUCCAUCAGAAUGAAAUGUUAUUAACAUAAGAACAAUUUUGAGAUUGCCCGAUAAUAUUGUUCUUGGACGAUCUCAAAAUUUUGGUACGAUGACGGGCCUUUAUUUAUAAAUAAUUUUAAGUACGACGUAAAAUAUCUACCUACCUACACAUAAAAAUGAGACGAUAUUGUACAAAAUUGUAUACUUGUAUAAAUAGAUGUACGUAUCCAAUAAUCUCAGUAAAAAAAUCGUCUCAAAAUGCAUUAUAUUCUUAUGUAUUUCAAAUUUUAUAAUGUGUACAAAAAUAAAUAUUCUGUUGCCAUUUUAGUAAAAUUUAAUGCCUCAAUAAAUGAUU